Messenger RNA from Ilex paraguariensis (yerba mate), 1259 nucleotides. NCBI's taxonomy places the organism in Eukaryota, Viridiplantae, Streptophyta, Magnoliopsida, Aquifoliales, Aquifoliaceae. The record is from the annotation of a GenBank genome assembly.
GAUCUAGCUAGCAUCGUCGAUCAUGGACUCCAACACUCAGGCUUCGAAGCUAGUAUUGUACUCUUUCUGGCAAAGCUCGUGUUCGUGGCGCGUCCGCUUUGCCCUAAACCUCAAAGGGCUUCCGUACGAGUACAGAGCUGUCAAUCUUGUAAAAGGAGAGCAAUUUUCUCCAGAGUUUGAGAAAUUAAAUCCUCUUCGCUGCGUUCCGGUGUUAGUCGAUGGUGAUUUCGUACUUUCAGACUCCUCUGCGAUCUUGCUGUAUUUGGAAGAGAAGUAUCUCCAGAAUGCGCUAUUGCCGGUUGAUCCUAAACUACGAGCUGUCAAUCUUCAGGCUGCAAGUAUCAUCAGCUCCAGCACACAGCCCCUUCAUAUGUUAUCAGUGCUGAAGUAUAUAGAGGAAAAAGUUGGUCCUGGAGAGAAAUUAUCAUGGGCUCAACAUAAUAUAGAGAAAGGCUUUCAUGCUCUUGAAAAGUUGCUGAAAGGUUGUCAUGGGAAAUAUGCUACAGGAGAAAAAGUAUACAUGGCUGAUGUAUUUUUGGCCCCACAAAUUGCUCUAACUACUCUGAGGUUUAAUAUUGACAUGUCCAAGUUCCCUACUCUAAGUAUGAUAUAUGAAUCAUGCAAGGCUUUACCCGAAUUCCAAGCUUCUAUACCCGAGAGACAACCUGAUGCUGUACAGUUAUCCUGUUUGUAUCCGAGACUAAAUAAUUGAAGUUUUGUUUUGGCCUCGAGGACUUGCAUCCAGCCUACAUCAUGCUGUUGCCAUGUGAGCUUCUUGCACUGUCUUCAUAAAAAUUUUUAAAAAAAAAAAAAAACAUUAUGAUUAGUUGGGCCCUUCCCAUAUGGCCCCAUUGUCGGGGCAUAAGCGCCCUCUUGCUACCCAUAUGUUGAGGCACCAUCUUUAGCCUUCCCUAACCAAGAUUGCUUCCACACUUGUAGUGUGAGACCAGAGCUUAGGAGCCUUAAUAUUUUUAGAAUUUCAUCCAUUUACUUCUAUGGUUAUGCUGCCUUCUUAUGAAUUGGGGGAAUCUGAAUAAAAUACCUGCAAGUGUUUUUCCUUGACUGAUAUUUUCAAAGUCCAUGUGAGAUUAGUUUAAAACAUAAUAUGCCAUCUUCUAAGCUAAACUAAGCGGGGUGAAUUAGCCACAAUUUUUAUCUCACUGGGGGUAAACCGUGUCUGAAGGUACAGUGCAAUGUAAAUGGUUUUGGUUUUGAGAGGGAUGUUAGUUGCCGUUAGAUGAGUCUAUUUAAAAUUAUCG